AUGGAAGAAUUCAAGCAAGCACAUGCUCAAGUCCUAAAGUGCGGAUUCUUUUGGAACUCCUUUUGUGCAAGCAAUCUUGUGGCAACUUGUGCUCUAUCAGACUGGGGCAGCAUGGAUUAUGCACGCUCAAUUUUUCGACAAAUCGAUCAACCGGGUACUUUUGAAUUCAAUACCAUGAUUAGAGGAUAUGUAAAUGUUAUGAAUCUGCAAAAUGCUUUGUUUCUUUAUUGUGAGAUGCUUGAGAGAGGAAUUGAAUCAGAUAAUUUUACAUCUCCUGCACUUCUCAAGGCAUGUGCCAGGUUAAGGUCAAUAGAGGAAGGGAUGCAAAUUCAUGGGCAUAUCUUUAAGCUUGGACUUGAAGGAGAUUUGUUUGUGCAAAAUAGCUUGAUCAAUAUGUAUGGCAAGUGUGGGAAGAUAGAACUUUCAUGUUCUGUUUUUGAGCAAAUGGAUCGGAGAGAUGUUGCUUCUUGGAGUGCCAUCGUAGCAGCUCAUGCCAGUUCGGGCAUGUGGUCCGACUGCUUAUCAGUUUUUGGGGAGAUGAGUAGGGAGGGAUCUUGUAGGCCAGAAGAGAGCAUCCUAGUUAGUGUGCUCUCUGCCUGUACCCAUUUAGGUGCUCUUGAUUUGGGGAGGUGCACACACGUAUCGUUGUUAAGGAACAUCAGGGAGAUGAACGUAACAGUACAAACUUCCUUAAUAGACAUGUAUGUGAAAUGUGGGCUUAUAGAGAAAGGUUUAUCUCUCUUCCAAAGAAUGGUAAAGAAGAACCAAUUGUCCUACAGUGUAAUGAUCACAGGGCUUGCAAUGCAUGGCCGCGGUAGGGAAGCUCUGCAGGUUUUUUCUGAUAUGCUUGAAGAAGGAUUGGAGCCUGAUGAUGUUGUUUGUUUGGGGGUGUUGAGUGCUUGUACUCACGCUGGCCUUGUUGAUGAGGGCCAGCGGUGUUUCAACAGAAUGAAACUUGAGCAUGGGAUUGAACCCACAAUUCAACACUAUGGCUGUAUGGUUGACCUCAUGGGCAGAGCUGGGAUGCUAAAUGAGGCUUUAGAGCUCAUCAGGAGCAUGCCUAUCCAGCCAAAUGAUGUUGUUUGGCGAAGCCUACUUAGUGCCUGUAGAGUCCAUCAAAACCUGAAAAUUGGGGAGAUUGCAGCUAAGAGCUUGGGAGAAUUGAACUCAAGUAAUCCUGGUGAUUACGUGUUGUUAUCAAAUAUGUAUGCAAGAGCUCAAAGGUGGGAGGAUGUAGCUAAGAUUCGGACAGAAAUGAUUCGAAAGGGUUUGACUCAGACGCCUGGAUUCAGUUUAGUGGAGGUGGAGAGGAAAAUUUACAAGUUUGUUUCACAGGACAUGUCACACCCUCAAUGCGAAGGCACAUAUGAGAUGAUUCACCAGAUGGAAUGGCAGUUGAAAUUCGAAGGCUAUUCUCCAGAUACAUCACAAGUAUUGUUUGAUGUAGAUGAAGAAGAGAAGAGGCAGAGAUUGAAAGCUCAUAGUCAAAAGUUAGCUAUGGCUUUUGCACUUAUACAUACAUCUCAGGGUACUCCCAUUAGAAUAGCUAGAAACCUCAGGAUGUGUAAUGACUGUCACACGUACACCAAGUUAAUUUCAAUCAUUUAUCAAAGAGAAAUUACUGUAAGAGAUCGAAAUCGGUUUCACCAUUUUAAAGAUGGAAGAUGCUCUUGUGAAAAUUAUUGGUAA
Molecule: messenger RNA, 1689 nt
Organism: Dovyalis caffra
Lineage: Eukaryota; Viridiplantae; Streptophyta; Magnoliopsida; Malpighiales; Salicaceae
Source: the annotation of a GenBank genome assembly